GAUCAGUCCGGUUCUAAGAGAAAGUCGGAAUGGCAACGUUCAACAAUUGUCAAUUGGCGUGGCUGUCGCUCCUCCUCCUCCUCCUCGUUGGCCAGAGCUGGGGCAGCGCCACUGUCCACUGUGACCUGUCGGAGGCAGUGGAUGCCAUGGAUGUCAGCAAGCCGCCGUGCGAGAAUUUCCACGAGCACGCCUGCGGCAAUUGGCAUGCGCCGUACGGGCAGCGAUCGCUGGGCGCUCACGAUAUGCGCUCGAAGCUGCGGGCCAUGAACAAGCAGCUGCUGGUGCGUCACUUCGAGCUGAAUGGUGAGCAGGACACGUCUACGGAUCAACUGGCCUCGUUCUACGGCAGCUGCAUGAACGGCCGGCAGUCGGUGCACGUCUAUAUGGAUGCAGUGCAGCAGCUGCUGCCGGAUUGGCCGCUGCUCAACAAUGCGAGCAGCUUCGAUUGGCCGCGCGGCAAUGCGGCGGUGCGACGCUUCGGCGCCCAGGGCCUGUGGCGUCUCUCGGUGCAGCCCAAUUGGCAGGCGGCCGAGCAGCGCGUCUUCUACCUGCUGCCGCCCAGCUUUGAGCUGCUGGGCACGAGCGAGCAGAGCGAGUUUCUCUACCAGCGCUAUCUCAAGUACUUGCUGCUGGAGCUGGGUCUGCGAGUGCGGCGUGCUGCCAGCCUGGCCGAGCAGCUGGUCGGCUUCGAGCGGCAGCUGCGCGCGCUGCUGCCGCCAUCGACUCAGACGCUCGUGCUACACGCGCCGCAAACGCUGCAGGAGCUGGCCGCACAGCUGCCGCGGCUCCAGCUGCUGGACUACUUCCAAAUGCUGCUGGGCGAGCAUUAUACGACUCAGCUGCUGCUGGUCGCCGACUCCAGCUACUUGCAGCGGCUGCAGGAGCUGGUGCAGCGCGCCGAUCCCUGGAUCCUGUCCAGCUGGCUGCUGUUGCAGCUGCCGGCACACUUCGAGCUGCAUCUGCACGAGGACGCAUCGCUGGCCUCCCAGCGUGACCAUUGCCUGCAGCAGCUGAAUCAGCUGAUGCCGCAGCAGCUCUCGCAGCUGCAGCUGCGCCUCCUGCACGGCAGCGAUGCGGCAGCCGCAGCGUUCCUCAAUCGCACGCAGCUGCAGCUGCAGCAGCUCUUCGACACGAUCAAGGCGCAGUUCGAGCGCCUGCUGAAUGCCACGCCCAUCUUCGAGCAGGACGCCGCGACGCAGACAUUGGCGCUGCAGAAGCUGCGCGCGAUGCGGCUCCUGCUGUCGCCGCCGCUGUCGCUGCCGCAGCAGUUGGGCGAGGCGCCGCAGCGUGUGCUGCAGUCGCGCAGCUACGACUCGAAUCUGUUGCACUUGUCGCGCGCCCAGUCGGAGGCCGAGUUCCAGCUGGGCCUGCAGUGCCUGCAGCUGCCCUGCGAAUCGGCCAUCACCUGGACGGGCCACUCGGUCGGACCCCUGGACGUCAAUGUCUACUACAGGCUGAAGUUGAAUGCCAUCGAGCUGCCGCUGGGCCUGCUGCGGCCCCCAUUGUUGCCCCACUGUGCGGCGGCCGGGCGGGCAGAGGCGGCUGCUCAGCUGAUGGGCGGCCUGGGCUACAUGAUCGGACACGAGCUCAUCCACGGCUUCGACUACGAUGGCAUCAACUACGAUGCAGCCGGACGUGUGGCUGGCGGCCAGUGGCCGGCCCGAGCCAUCAUCAGAUUCGGUCUGCGCGCGGGCUGCUAUCUGGGCGCACGCUACAGCAAUGCCACGCUGACCAUCAACGAGAAUAUUGCGGACAGCGAGGGACUGCGAUUGGCCUACGAGGCGUAUCGCAUGCAGCAGCCGGCAAAUGCGACGAUGCGACCGUUUUUCGUCGCUUUCGCACAGAAUUGGUGCGGACAGGCGGUGGCGCCAUCUAGCGGCGCCCUUCAGCAUGCAUCGCACAGGGAACGGGUCAACAAUGUGCUGGGCAACUUCCCAGAGUUCGCCGAGGCCUUCGACUGCAAGGCAGGCAGCCCGAUGCAUCCGCCGGAGAAGUGCCGCAUCUGGUAGCCGGAUAAAUCAUUGUUUUACGGCUGUUUUACAGGGUAUAUCCGAGAGUAAAGCUUUCCAAUAUGAAUACCCU
Drosophila arizonae is the source of this 2082-nucleotide messenger RNA. It is a transcript of the gene Nep6, whose product is annotated as Neprilysin 6. Gene Ontology annotation, cellular component: plasma membrane. Gene Ontology annotation, molecular function: metalloendopeptidase activity. Gene Ontology annotation, biological process: protein processing. NCBI's taxonomy places the organism in Eukaryota, Metazoa, Arthropoda, Insecta, Diptera, Drosophilidae. The record is from RefSeq and is a predicted model, not a curated record.